AUGACACGGGGAUCGCAGACCGACUUGGGUAAUAUUAACUCCUAUGGGCAACAAACUCCGAGUGUGGACACUCUUCAACAUAUACCACCAAGAAUGUUUGCAGACUCACAAUCAAGCAGUAGCACAUCUAAAUUUAAAUUCCCAGCAUCGAUAUUGAACGAAAGCCCUGAAAUCCAUAGACAGACUCAUGCAGACGUACAGCCACCAUCACACAAUCACACACAACAAGCAACAAUAGCAAACCAAGGAAAACAACCGAUAAGCAGAGUGACGAGAGCUUGCGACAGAUGUACACAGAAGAAGCUACGCUGUGACGGUACCAUUGUCCCAGAUCUAAAUGGAUUGCCUCCGACGGUGAUAAAACCAUGCUCACGGUGCGCCCACGCUGGCUUGGGCUGUGAAUAUACCCGAGUGCAGAAGCGUAGGGGUCCUUCACCAGGGUUCAAGCGACGCAAACUCUCAAAUGAAAGCACUACAUCCGGCGCAUCGAGCAGGACACUCCAUUCGCCGGCAUCCUCUGUCGAUUCUUCAGAUCAUUUUGCGCAGGCGCAGGCACAGGCACAGCAUAGUUACUCACAACCGCGUAAAGUCGUCACUUUACCUACUUCCGCGGUUUUGACUUCACAGAGGCAACCUUCUUCGGGGGCUGGAUUCAAAUUGCCUCCUAUCAGCAACUGGUUUCAAGGUGGUGCCCGAGGAUAG
This is a messenger RNA of Wallemia mellicola CBS 633.66, 702 nucleotides long. RefSeq lists its product as hypothetical. The record is from RefSeq and is a predicted model, not a curated record. The transcript is spliced from 2 exons. The coding region runs from base 1 to 702 and encodes 233 amino acids. Gene Ontology annotation, molecular function: zinc ion binding; DNA-binding transcription factor activity, RNA polymerase II-specific. NCBI's taxonomy places the organism in Eukaryota, Fungi, Basidiomycota, Wallemiomycetes, Wallemiales, Wallemiaceae. Gene Ontology annotation, biological process: regulation of DNA-templated transcription.